AUGGAUUUAGGCCUACCUGCUGGAGCACCCUCCCUUGGGCAGCCGAAUGACGACGCUGCUGCGAAACAGGAGCAGGAGGAUCAGAUGCGUCGGGAUAUGAUGUCCACUGUCCUCGACACUGCAGCCAGAGAAAGACUGUCUCGUAUAGCUCUGGUCAGCGCUGAAAGGUCGAAGCAGAUUGAAACUAUUCUCAUCCGAAUGGCACAAUCUGGCCAGCUGAGAGGACGCGUUACUGAAGCACAACUUAUCGAUCUUCUCAAUCAGAUGGAGGAGGCUCAAGGGAAGGGACCUGGGGUACAGAAAUCCACCAUUGUGUAUCACCGUAGGAAAGGUCUCGAUGAUGAUGAUUUUGAUUUCUGA
This is a messenger RNA of Psilocybe cubensis, 360 nucleotides long. RefSeq lists its product as uncharacterized. Gene Ontology annotation, cellular component: cytosol; nucleus. The coding region runs from base 1 to 360 and encodes 119 amino acids. The transcript is spliced from 4 exons. Gene Ontology annotation, molecular function: DNA binding. NCBI's taxonomy places the organism in Eukaryota, Fungi, Basidiomycota, Agaricomycetes, Agaricales, Agrocybaceae. The record is from RefSeq and is a predicted model, not a curated record.